GUUUUCUUCAUCUAUGCACAGUAAGCGAUUCUUUCCAUCGUUUUCCACUCGAACUAAAUCGCUCCGCGAUUGGGAGAUCCAGGAGAUCGCGACACGACGAGUUUCAAUGGUACGGUACAGACGACCGAUUUGACAAACAUCUCGGACGUGUUGUCACAACGAGAUUCUGGAACACGAGAGAUUUUGCGAGAGGCUACGAGGGAUAUGCGCGCCACAGGACGAGCUAAUCGCGAUCACAGUCGCGUUCUCUGAAGGCAUCCUCUGUGUCGUGACAGCCUGAGAUAAUCUGCGCUAGAAGACGACGAGGAUUUCCCGUUGAUAUGGCCGUCGUCGAGGAGUUCGAUUAUUUGUGCCGUUUGUGCGCGACCAAAACCGGCAUCCUGAUGGGGCUGCCGAUUUUCGAGGCCGGCGAACAAAUGCGCAACAUCGACAAGAAAAUAGCAGCUUGUCUGCCGGUUCAGGUAUCAUUGACAGAUCAGUUACCCAAAGUGGUUUGCGAAGAAUGUGCGUUUAAAUUAGAUCAGCUGUUUGAUUUUCGUGAAAAAUGCCUACAUACAGAAGGAAUGUUUAUGGAGAUGUUGAAAGAAAUUAAAGAGGAAGUUGUGCAUAUAUCAGAGCACGAGUUGGCAAGAGUGAAUAAUAUGGGCACUGUUCGGAGAAACUUGAACAACAUACAGAUUAAUAAUGAAGAUGUACAAAGUCAUUCAGCUAUAUCUCAUGAGACUGUGGAAUCUACCAUGCAUACAAUGCAAGUAAUAGAUGAAAUGGAUUUAGCUGGUGGCGAACAAGUGGUUACUCAGGAAGAGAUAGGGCAGCAAGACGCGGACAUUCAAGUGGCGGGCAUUGACUGUUUAGAUGGCGAUACCGUGAGAAUGGUCGAUGAACAUAUACGAGAAGUUUCAAACCAUCAGAUUGCAAUGCAUUUGGAGAGUGAUAUGACCGUAGUGGGAAAUUUGGAUGGUCAUUUGAGUCAGUUAGGGAUUAAUUAUGUUACUUCUAUCAAUCCUGAAGAUCAAAGCCAAGAGCAGAUAGUACAUUAUUGUGAAAAUGUAAAAUAUGAGGCAGGGCCAAUAAAACAGGAAUAUCGUACAUUACAAAAUAGAUUAACUACAGAAGAUUCGCAACAUGUACUUGAAAAUAAUGUAUCUACGGAUAAUUUUGGCUCCUCUCAUGCUGACGCAGAAGCCGAGAUAGAAGAAUCUUGUAUGAACGAAAAUGGAAUUCGCGAACAUGUCGAUUCAGUAAACACUUUACCGUCUACAAGUCAGAUAAAUGACAUAUCUUGCGAAAUAAUGGUUAAAUACACGAAGGAAUCGAAGCACACAUUGCUAGAAUCUGCGCUCAAUAAUCCUACCAUGGACGAAACUGGUUCGCAUUGGUACAUGUGCCCGUUCUGCAACGAGGCAGCUUUAGAAACGAGCAGUCUGGCGGCGCAUUUCGAACAACAUUUCUGUCGCUGUUGUUGCGAUUCAUACUUUACCAGCGUCGAGAUGUUAAAUUUACAUAAGGAGCAGUGUAUUGUAUAUAAAGAUAAACUAGUCGAUAAGAAAAAGAAAGAUAUACAAUUGAACGUAGCGACACCGUCGCAAGAGAGAAAUGGCAAUCAAGAAGAGCAAAAGAAACAAUCACCAACGGUGAAACGGAAAUGGACCGCGAAGACCUGCGACGAAUGCGGCAAGCAGUACAGAACGAAUUACAAACUGCAAGAGCACAUGCGCAAGCAUACAGGCGAGAAACCGUUUCAAUGUACGACAUGCGAGAAGGCAUUUCGCAGCAAGAUCGGUCUCGCGCAACACACGGCCACGCACACGGGUCAAUUCGACUACAAUUGUUCUACCUGCGGCAAGGGAUUCCAGUGUAAGAGCUAUCUCAUUGUACAUCAAAGAGUGCACUCGGACGAAAAGCCAUAUCCGUGCAAUACAUGCGGUCAGAACUUCAAGACGAAGCAAUCAUUGUUGGAUCACGAGAACCGUCAUCUCGGCGUGAAGCCGUACAUGUGCGAAAUCUGCGGCCGUGGUUUCAUCACCAAGGGCCUCUGCAAGAGUCAUCAAAAGAUACAUUCGGGUACGGACAAUCGCCAAUACCCGUGUGCAGUGUGUAACAAAAUGUUUGUCAGCAAGAGUUACCUCAACACGCAUCUACGCAUUCACACGGGCGAGAAGCCGUAUCUGUGCGAAGUAUGUGGAAAGGGAUUCCUGACGCGAGUUGAUCUCAAGAUCCAUUCGACCAUGCAUACCGGCGAGAAGAGCUUCAAAUGCGAAAUAUGCGGGAAGGUGUUUGCCCGACGUGCGGCGCUACGCUGUCAUCGACGAUCGCACACGGGCGAGCGUCCUUACAGAUGCGACGUGUGCAAUAAAACAUUUACGCAGUUCAGUCCGAUGGCCAUUCACAAGCGUUUGCACACCGGUGAACGACCGUACAAGUGCGACGCGUGCGGCAAAGGCUUUGUGUCCAGGUCAACCAUGAUGUGCCACAGAAAGAAGCAUCACGAUACAACGACCGCUGUGCAAAAGGAUGCGCCUACAAACGAGGACGGGGAGAUAAAAAUCAUCCUCCCGUCCGAUAUCGUGGUCAGAGAUUCACACGACGGAAUUCAAAUAACGUAGAUUGAAGAAGUCGCAAGGCGAAGAUGACAUAUGAAUUUCGCGAGAAUCGCGAUAAGGUGCAAAGUUCCGGGGUGCUAAGGAAAUUUCAUCCGCAUUUGUUACAUAACAAACUGCUUUCGUCUCACCAUAGUGUAUUCUCUCUACCAAUGUAUAUUCAAAAACUUUAUAUAAAAAUAUUUUUACAAGGAACAGAGUUCUUGUGGUAUAUGAAAAUAUAAUUAGAAGUUAAAUUGGAUUAUUGAUACAACAUAUAUGAUUUUAUAUGUUUUCUACAACAGUAUCAUUCUUUAAUUCUCUUUUUGAAGCAACAUAUUGUAAUUUUAGGUAAUGUAAAUAUAAAUCUUUUAUAUCAAUUUUUCUGUAUUGUUUUUUAAUAUGUUAUAAAAAUCUAAUAAUUGUUUCUCGGAUAACUAGGAUAAACGAAUGAACAUAAUUUGUAAUUUUUGAAAGGUUAUGAUACAAAUGAAUUUAAUGAUAUAAAUUCUUUUACAAACAAUAUGAGAACAUAUGUUUUAUAUAGAAUACAAAUCUAAUAGUAGUCAAAUUUUAGACAACCGAUGAUAUUAAUGAUAAAGAUUAAGACAUGACUUACUUUUAUGAUUUGAGAUUUUAUGAAGAAUAAGUUUGAAUGUGAAAAAUGAGAGUAUAAAAAAGGUAUAUUUUCGAAUAUUUAAUAUUAUAUUGAUAUAUAAUAUGUAUAUAAAAUAUGUAAAACGCGAUUAAUUUUACUUUAUUCACUAAUACACAUACACAUUAUUUGUGUAUAUUAAACUUUUCUUAAAAUUAUACAUUCUUUUUUAUAUAUUUCUGAAUUUUUGUGUAUCCGUCACAUAAAAAAAAAAUGUUAACAGUGUUGUAUAAAAGUAAGAUAUUUUCUUAUAUAUACUAUAACAAAGUAUUAUUUAGAACAAAUCGAAGGCUGAUGCAUUUUUACAGCAAAACACUAUACGAUGAUUACGAUGCUUCUGUAACGAUAAAAAUUUUCGGAAUUAUAAUGAAAGAGAUUUCAAAGAGAUAGAUUUAACUAUAAAUAAGUGUAUGCUGCCAUAUUUUUAUGUGUGCAGCUAUAUCCGAAAAUAUCCCAACAAAUAUAAAUCAGCUUUCUGUGCACGGCAACACAAACUAGAAAUUGUGAUAUAUAAUAAAAUAAUUGAAUAUAUUAUUUGUAAGAUUACACACAAUAUGAUUGUAAUAUUUUAUUAUUAACAGAAACUCUCUUGUAAGAGAAAAUAUAAAGAGCUUUA
Messenger RNA from Formica exsecta, 3850 nucleotides. RefSeq names its product zinc finger protein 260-like. The transcript has 4 exons. The coding region runs from base 321 to 2606 and encodes 761 amino acids. Gene Ontology annotation, cellular component: nucleus. The record is from RefSeq and is a predicted model, not a curated record. Lineage: Eukaryota; Metazoa; Arthropoda; Insecta; Hymenoptera; Formicidae. Gene Ontology annotation, molecular function: zinc ion binding.